Torulaspora delbrueckii is the source of this 1971-nucleotide messenger RNA. It is a transcript of the gene MPS3, whose product is annotated as Mps3p. Bases 1 to 1971 code for a protein of 656 amino acids. The transcript has a single exon. The record is from RefSeq and is a predicted model, not a curated record. NCBI's taxonomy places the organism in Eukaryota, Fungi, Ascomycota, Saccharomycetes, Saccharomycetales, Saccharomycetaceae. Gene Ontology annotation, biological process: nuclear envelope organization. Gene Ontology annotation, molecular function: protein-membrane adaptor activity. Gene Ontology annotation, cellular component: nuclear envelope; meiotic nuclear membrane microtubule tethering complex.
AUGAGUGGGUUCAAAGAGACGGAUAGCAUCCAUAAUAAGUCUCUAAAGUCUGCGUAUGCGGAUUUGCUGCUUGAAAAGGUUGGCAAUGGCGCCAAAUCGGUUGUUUAUGAUGGAGAUGAUGAGAGUUGCGAAGAAGGUGAGUUGGGUAUGAUUGAGGAAAAUGAGGAUGAACUUGAUAGUGAUUAUUAUGGAAAGUUCAAGAGGUCAAUUUUGAAAGAAGGGAGGGAUGAUGAGUCGGAUAAGGUGUCGGAGAUGAGUGCGGAUGAUGAUAGGUGGCUUGACGACAACAGUACAUUAGAUGAGGAUUAUACAGAUGAGGCCGAUAGGAGCUUCUAUGGCGAGGAGAAGGAAGAGUACCCUGCGGAUGAGACGUUUCACUAUGAGGAAGAACCGCAGCCGGGUUUGACAUCUAAGAAAUGGUUCAUGAUAGGUUUGUCAUUCAUUAUGGUUUUGUUUUUAGGACCCAUGAUCAAUGGAUUGCUGUCUUCUGGGGGUACUAGUUUGACACAAGCUGGGAUGCCUGCAAUACAGAAACAGAUCAAUCAUAUUUAUAGUGAACUCAAUACGAGGGAGCAGAGAUCAAAAUCCGAUUUCGACAAAACUAUUAAAGUCGUAAUAUCCCAGUUUGAAAAGAAGAUAAAGGAGUUAUUGCCUUCGAACGUGAUGAAAUUGCAAAAUCAGCUGGAAUCGCUUUCUAACAAAGUGAAUAACCUAUCGUUCUCACUUUCACAAUGGGAAAAUAAACAGACACCCAUCUUUUCCAUUGAUAACGUUACAGAAUGGCAAAGCCGGCUGGUCGAGGAGUUGAACGCACAACUGCCGCAGCAAAUUCCUGUGGUGAUAGACAAUGAUACUUCGAUGCUUGUGCUACCGGAAUUGGGGAAAUACAUGGCACAAAUCGCAUCUAGCCUAGUGCAACAAAGUGAAGAGCCCCGAGUGGACCAUUUUCUAAAAUAUGAUCUGAACUCUUACGUGAAGGAGAUCUUGUCGAAUGAAUUCCAAUACGUGGACAGGAGUUUCUUUCUCAAUGAGUUGAACCGCAGAAUGCAACUGAACAAUCAUGAGAUCUGGCAAGAAAUGAAUGACAGAGUAGAACAAUUGAAGCAUGAAAAUAGUUCUCCAACUGGUUCUGUACCGCAGCAGUACUCGAACAUCCUUCUCAAGAAACUAGUCAAUCAGAUUUACAAUGCCAAUCAGCACCAAUGGGAAGAAGAUUUGGAUUUCGCUACUUUUGCACAGGGGACUAAGCUACUUAACCAUCUGACAUCGCGGACAUGGGCUCAAGGCAAUGCAAUAGGUCCAGUUGAACUGUUGCAGGAUGCAAAAUAUAGUUCAACGACUUACUGGCAGUGUGCAGGUGACCGCGAUUGUACAUGGGCCAUUAGGUUUAAAGAUCCCGUCUACAUCACACGCCUAUCUUAUCUUCAUGGCAGAUUCAACAAGAACCUUCAUAUGAUGAACUCUGCUCCAAAAAUGAUAUCAGUCUAUGUGAAACUGGCAAAGUCUGAUAAGAACAUCGAAGUGCAGAAGUUAAUCAAGCUGGCAAAGUCUUUCAAACAAGGUCAACCCCUCUCCAAGGACAACCAACAUAUAAGAAUCGGUCAGUAUGAUUACAGUCUAACAGAUAACAAAGUAAGACAAGCGCUACCUUUGCCUGCGUGGUUCAUUCAGCUAAAACCACUGGUUCGAUCAAUCGUAUUCGAGGUCAACGAAAACUACGGAAACAAGAGAUUCACAUCCCUAAGGAAAUUUAUCAUUAACGCGGUUACCCCAGAAGAUCUGCAAAUAAUGGAGACAAACACAUUCCCCUUUAUUUCGAAUGAGCCACCCGAGUAUGCCACACCUGUGUCCGAUUCAAAAUCACUGCAGAUAGAUGAACAGCUACUUAGAAGACAGUCAUCUGCCGAUGACGUCGCUCACACACUUACAGGCGCCAUUCCUUCUUUUGGUCAAGAUGAAGUCGACAGUUAG